Hypoxylon trugodes is the source of this 3620-nucleotide messenger RNA. RefSeq lists its product as uncharacterized. Gene Ontology annotation, molecular function: zinc ion binding; DNA-binding transcription factor activity, RNA polymerase II-specific. The transcript is spliced from 6 exons. NCBI's taxonomy places the organism in Eukaryota, Fungi, Ascomycota, Sordariomycetes, Xylariales, Hypoxylaceae. The record is from RefSeq and is a predicted model, not a curated record. Bases 329 to 3325 code for a protein of 998 amino acids. Gene Ontology annotation, biological process: regulation of DNA-templated transcription.
UGUUGGAUUGGGUAGAUCGCCACGAUCCUACAAUAUUACCGACCGACGCUAAGCUGUUAUUGACCGGACCGCCCUGUCAGCCCUGUCAGCCCUAUAGUAGCCCUACCUACCUUAACUACCCUAUGGACCGACUGCUUUUCCUUCAUCUUGGUUCCCUCAGGCUCCUAGGAUUGACUAUCGCCCAUCCGAAGGUGACGACACCAUCUCGUUGAUAUUGUCGCGGGGUUGGAUUGUUUUGUAAGCCUUCGAUGGACCCCGCCAAAGGCUUCCCUAAUAACUUUAACCCACCUUACCAAAAACCUGGUGGUGUGAGGUUCACGUACCUAACAUGGCGGACGACCCUAUCACCUUGGACGACUUCCAUUUCGAUAACAUAGACAAUGACCAACCAUGGGCUCUUUUUGAGAUGGAUCCCAUGGAGGAGGGUUCUCUUAAGGUCAAUUUAUCAGUGGGAGAGUCGGAUUUCCAUCGGAUUGGAGUUGUAUCUGCCACAAUCGACGAUUUGAUAGAAGAUGUACCCGGCAAUGGUAGCAUAGCCAACGCCAACGUUGAGCGAAGGCGGCCCUAUGCCAAUACGCCAUUGGACAUGAAUGAUCCGGCCGUAUUGAACGAGUAUACAUCACUGUUACUAUUUGCGAACAACCCGUCGGCCCAAAAUCUCGACCUUGAGAGUUGCAGCUUAUCCAGACAGGCAACUGUCCAAGCACUUGCAGCAAAAUUUGACCUUCAAUAUUCGCAUGAUACUUCUCUAGGUACAAUCCAACUUCGAAAGAAGACUUACGGGAAUAACUCUCAGCAACACGAACAGCAAUUAAGGCUUGCCCAAAAGCCUGUUGCGUCGUCCGAACCUCUGCUUCCCCUGCCCCCUCCACAGUUCCCUCGGUGGAACUCUCAGCAAAAGCAACAUGACGAGUUGUCCAACGGAAACAACCUGUCCCCAUUCCUUCACGGUGAUGUUCCUGCAAUGAACAUGGGCAUGAUACCUGAUGAGAUAGACUUCGGGAAUUUUGAAUCUUGGAUAGAUGCUGGAAAUUAUUCCUUGGCUACCCCGCCAUAUCCAGGACCUUCCGAGGAUGAACAAGAGUUAUGUCGGACAAGACUACAAUCAGCCCCCAUUCUCCCGCGACGAAAUUCUUGGACUGGAUUGUCCCGCACGUUGAAGGAGGUUGGUGCUUGUUGGAGGUGUAAAAUCCUUCGAAAAAAGUGCGACCCUGAACAGCCUUGUAAGGCAUGUCCUCGAUCGGGGAUAAACAAUUCUCGCUGGCAAGCUAUCGGCUGUAAGCGUGGUACGCUCCUAGAUCACAUGCGAGAUGUGACCUUAUGUCCAAAGGCUAGUCUCACCGGCGGGAUCGACGUUGAUGGAACCCUCGAUACAAUAAUACGAAUUCGUAGAGCUGAAGAGUGUUUACGGGACGCGUCGGCCCGUCUCGAUGAUAUUUGUGUCGCCGGAGGCGAUACGUAUACGAAGGUUGUGCUCGAGAUUCUAUGCUCCCCGAUACCUCUUGUAACCGACAUGACUUUGUCCUUGAGGCAUGACGUCGAGGCAAACGCAAUUCAUAUCGCAUGGGGGCUCAUUGACAUCGUGGCCGCGAAGGAGGUACUCCACAUCAAAUCCGCCGAGCAGACCCUCGAUGUCAUGAAAGCUGCCAUCACUUACGAAACGGAAUACGGCCUGUCCCAAGCCGUCCCUAUUGCUACUGAGUGUUUCGUUAAUUGUAUACAAAUUUUGAGGUUGUAUGAAGGAGGUCAUUUAGUGCCCGAGGUACACGAUGACUGUAAGGCCGACAAAUGUCAAAUACAGCCUUUCCAAGACCUUACCUCCAACGUCAAGUCUUUUACAGACGAGCUGUCUAAGGUAAUAUUCAGAAAGGAGAAUCGCCUUCAUGAAAAGAGAUGGUGGUUAUCGACUUUCUACGGUCUUUGGAUACAGUCUUAUGUACGACGAACGAUUAAAUUCGUAGAAGCCGAGACUGAGACUCAGCUCAGUUCCGAAACAAGAUGUGCCGAUGCUACCUACCUUUUACUUGCGCUAGAAUUAUUCGAAGCGGCAUCAGCUUCGUUCGACCCCCUAAUGUCAGCAUGGUCGCUCGAGGAAGAACCCCCUCAUAUGGAUUUACGACUCGUGAAAUAUUAUCGACUCGCGCAGAAAGCGCUUUUCACUGAGGAACGAUGGAUAUGUGAUACUGGCGGCUCUAUUGAGUAUUUAAGGCAUCUAUAUCAUGAUAGAGACUCGUCUCCUACCGUACGUUUCAAAGACGACAUACCGUUAUCCUCCAUGUCUAGCAUGGGUAACGACGACACCGAGAGCCAUGGGGCCUUUAGCCCGUUCAGCCCACGGCCGUCCAUUUUCCAAUCACACAAGAUGGCACAAUCUAGUCGCAAAUUCUCGGUUCCUCUGAGGACUAGAUCUGGUGCGAAACGACGCGCUGGUUCUCCCUUACAGGAUACGGGCUUCAUGCGGCGGAAUGGAAGUUCUUCUAGCGUAUUAGAUGGAAGAGACGUACGAAGCCGAGGCCUUCCAAUAGCUAGUCCUGCAUCUCCGAUGUCUUCAGCAUACUCUUUCGCAUACGGUACAAGUAGCUCUACCAGAUGGAAUGGUAGCGGAGACAGCUUGGCCGAGAUGGCUAGGUUCUAUGGAACAAGUCCCCCGAAUCAUCGAGAUCAGUUUAACUAUCUUAGUCCAUCAAAAGGGAACAGACCUUCAUUGAACUAUAAAAGCAGCAACGAAAGCUUUCUUGAAUUACCUAGAACGCUAAACAAGCGGCGCCCGGCAAGUAGUAAUACCAAUGACGGCCUCCGAGGACUAUUCGUUUGCGAAUGCUGCCCUAAGAAGCCGAAGAAGUUUGACACCAUGGAAGAAUUAAGCGCUCACGAGAACGAAAGAAAGUACCAAUGUAGCUUUUGUGGAACUCGUUUCAAGUCCAAGAAUGAAGCCGAGCGCCAUGAGAAUAGUCUUCAUGUGCGACGGCAAGCUUGGUCAUGUUCAAAUAUCCUGAAAACCGGAUACACAAAUAUCUUCCAGGAAAGCCUCAACCAACCCGGAAUAGCCGAUACAUGUGGGUAUUGCGGAGAAGAUUUUCUUCGAAGCGGAGAAGGCAUACCGAAACAUGCCACCGAAAAGGAUUGGGACGAAAGGCUUACUCAUGUGCGAGAAACCCACAAGUUCGGAGAAUGCAACUCGUCAAAGAAAUUUUAUCGAGCGGACCAUUUCCGCCAGCAUGUCAAACAUUCACAUUCUGCUACCUUGGGUAGAUGGAUAAAUGCGCUUGAGAGUGUAUGUAUGAUUGAUGUCCCUGAUCCAAAGAAAUCGGGGGAUGAACCCUGAAAGGUUCAUGGCAAUAACCAUUCCACGUAAAUAUAUUUUCUGGCAAAUAUAUCAAAGAGAACACUUCCUACAUGCGGUUCAUCAAGAAGGUACAGCGAGGUGAUUUUAUUAAACCCAAAUCCCACCAUUCAACAACUCCGCGGAGUGGAGUUAUUGGCUCGGACAUUCUAAUAGUAAUCCCUAGCAUACUAACUCGUGCAAGUAUACUCUCAUCAUGGACAUUCGUCAUAGGAAUAAAGAAAGAACUUCGGUCGCGUACGAUUGAUACGUGAGACCGCCCAAAUAGAUAUUAAUG